GUUGACUUGACUCCGGUUCGCCCCUUCUGAGAAGGAGACGAGAAGGAAAGCCAAAGCCCUCUUCCUUGUUUGCCGUGUCUGAUCCGAGCAAGGAGGAAACCGAGGUUGUGCAAUGGCGAGCGCUUUCCUCUCUUCCAUCCUAUCAAAAACCAGCCAAGUAUUGGGCUGUGUUCGCAGUUGGGCAGUCUCGCCGUCUUCAUCAUCGGAUCCACGCAGCAGUGUCUUGGAAGAUCUGAAGGAGCUGGAGAGAACAUUGGAGAGGAUCCGAGCAGUGCUCCAUGACGCGGAGGAGAGGGAGAUACGAGACAAAUCCGUCAAGCUCUGGCUGAAGGAGCUUAAAGAAGUGGCUUAUGAAGCAGACGACGUGCUGGACGAGUACCAGUACGAGGUACUGCGAGCCCAAGGGGAAAGCCGAACUUCCCGCAAGAGGAAGCGAGUGGAAGGGGACGAUGAGGAACAGGUUUCAAUUCCGGACGGCAUGGGGGAUAGAAUCAGAAAGAUCAGGGAGAGGUUCGAUAAGAUCUCGCAGGAUCGAGAAAACCUCCAUUUAAGAGAGGAAGAUGGAGAGCGACGAGUCCUCGAAGCUCCGUACCCAGCACCAACCAGCCACAAGGUGGAUGAGUCGAGUAUUUAUGGAAGGGAACACGACAAGCAGGCAAUAAUUGACUUGCUGUUUUCAGAGGGUGUGGGACAUGGUAUCUCCGUCGUUCCGAUUGUCGGCAAGGGAGGACUGGGAAAAACCACCAUCGCUCAGCUGGUCUAUAAUGAUCCCAAGGUAAAACAAUAUUUCAAUCUAACCGGAUGGGUUUGUGUAUCUGAUGAUUUCGAUGUUAAAAGGCUAACAAAGGACAUCAUUGAGUGUAUUACUCAAAAUUCAUGUCAUCUUGCACAACUAAGCACACUUCAAGAUACUCUCGAGGAAAAGCUGAAGGGGAAGAGAGUGUUGCUCGUGCUCGACGACGUCUGGAAUGAUCAGCAAAGCCAUUGGGAGAGAGUGUUGCUUCCCUUCAUUGGUGCAGAAAUAGUAAGAAUUAUUGUGACCUGUAGGAAUGAUUCGGUCGCUGAGAUCAUGCAGGCAGUGCAUUCUUAUCAUCCUCGCUGCUUGUCUCCAGAGCAGUCUUGGGCAUUAUUCAGGCAUUAUGCAUUCCAUGGUCGGGACCCUGAAGAACAACCACGCUUGUUGAAUAUGGGUAAGCAGAUUGUCGAGAAGUGUUCCGGCUUACCAUUGGCUGUGAAGUCAAUAGGAAGCCUUCUGAGAUACACGACAGAUGAAGAUAGCUGGAUGGAUGUCAUACAAAGUGAUAUAUGGGAAGUCGACGAGAAUAAUGAGAUUUUGCCAGCUCUUAGACUAAGUUAUAGCCGCAUGCCAGCACAUCUAAAACCUUGUUUCGUUUAUUGUUCCAUGUUUCCUAAGGAUUAUGAGUUUGACAAAGAUGAAUUAGUCCGAUUGUGGAUGGCACAAGCUUACAUCCAGACAUGUGGAGGUAGAAGAAGAACGGAAGACAUUGGCAGUGAAUACUUCAAUGACUUGCAAAGAAGAUCGUUCUUUGAUUCCUACUGGUCUAAGUUUAAGAUGCAUAAUAUGAUACAUGAUCUAGCGAAAUCUAUUGCAGUAAAUGAGUGCUGGGCAAUUGUGGAUAAGAAGCUGCCUAAUCAUCCCAACGAGGUUCGCCAUUUAUAUGUGAAAGCUGAUGAAAAGGAAUUUGGGAAAUCACUGUGCUCGAAUAAUCUUAGGGCCUUACGGACCCUGUUAAUACAGCAUCAGCUUAGAUUUCCAACAACAAUCCAAGAAUUAAUCAAGUUUCUGCUGCUACUAAGAUGUUUACAGACUCUAGAAUUUUGUUGGGAAAUGGAAGAUGAGAUCCCAGAUUUACUCGGUAACCUGAAGCACCUACGCUACUUACGUAUCACAUCCAACAAAAUUAAGAAGCUCCCUAAAUCAAUAUGCCUUCUUUAUCACCUACAGACAUUGGUACUUGAUUUUCCGCAUUUUGCAGAGUUACCAGAUGACCUAGGCAAUCUUACCAACCUACGAUACUUAAAUAUCAUAUCCAACAAAAUUAAAAAGCUCCCUGAAUCAAUAUGCCUCCUUUAUCACUUACAGACAUUGGUACUUGAUUGCCGGAAUCUUACAGAGUUACCAGAUGGCCUAGGCAACCUUACUAACCUCCACCACCUACAAAUUGUGAAUAGGGUAAAUCUCUGCCUGCCAGCUGGGAUCGGAAAACUAGCAAAUCUUAAGAGCUUGCUUGGAUGUUAUAAAGUGCAGGGUGGGAUAGGAGUGCUGACGGACUUGGUGAAUCUCCAAGGAUUUCUCAGGAUCUCAGGGCUCAGGAACUUGGUCAACAUAGAGAAUGUCAGGGAUGCCAGUCUUAAACAUAAGCAUAAACUUGAGAAGUUGUCUCUACAUUGGAAAGCGGUCGACUGCAAAAAUGAUCUGCGUCAUAACAGAUUGCUACAUCUAGAAUCUUUUUCAAAGAAAAAUAAGGAUGUCCCAGCGGAUGAAAAAAGGGAGGAAGCCAUGCUCAAGUAUCUCCAGCCUCAUGCCAACCUUAAAGUUUUAUCUAUAAAAGGGUAUGGUGGUUCCAAGUUUCCAGAAUGGGUGGGAAAUCCUUUCUCCUUUGCAUCACUUCAAGAAAUCGAUAUAAUCGGUUGUGAAAAAAUAAGAUCUCUUCCUCUAUACAUUUAUGACUCUCUUGAAAAUUUGGAUGCACCUAUAUCACCAUCCAUGCUUGAGAGGGUGUACAUAUCUGGUUGCCGGCAACUCACAUCCAUAGUAGGGCUGCAUCAUCUCCACUCACUCAAAGAUCUGAAGAUAUACAAUUGUCCUCAACUCCAGCUCUUAUCAGAGGAAGGACUGCCAUCCAAUCUUCAAGGUCUACAUAUUGAGGAGUGUCGGCAGUUGACAUCACUGUUGGGGAUGCAAAACAUUACUUCUCUUGGGGCAUUAACUAUAAGAAAUUGUCCUCAACUCCAACUCUUAUCAGAGGAAGGACUGCCAUCCAAUCUUCAAGAUCUGCAUAUUGAGGAGUGCCAGCAGUUGACAUCACUGUCAGGGAUGCAAAUCCUUACUUCUCUUGAGAAAUUAAUUAUAAAAAAUUGUUCUAAACUUCAGAUCAUGGCAGAAGAUCAGCUCUCAUUUGUGCCUUUUAGAGUGCAAAUUAUUAAUUGCCCUGGAUUGAGUAACUGGUGCCAAAUACAAAGAAUCAACUGCAUUCAGGUCGCUUCAGGCAACAAGAUGACUAUAUCGAACAAAUGGGAGAACAUAAUGCAUGGAUUUGAGCAUUUUUGUUUCGGUAGUUCUUGGGAACUCUUUCUGCCAAGAGACUCCAUAUCCGUACUUAAAAGGCUGACCAUAUGGGGUUGCAUGAAAAUCCCACCACUACAGUGCCUGCCCAAGCUCACAUCUCUUCAAAGCUUGGUUAUAAAGGACUGUCCUGGGGUCCAAGUCUUGCAAGAUGAACUGCUCCCAUCCACGCUCGAGUCCUUGGUGGUUGAUAGUUGUGAGGACCUAACAUUUUUGCGGUUGGGGCAGCAGGACCGACAUGCAUUUGAGGAGCUGCAGCUUGUGAAUUGCCCCAAGCUCAUAGACGUGGAAGGGCUGAAUUGCCUUUUCCUCAUAAAAAUCUUAAGAAUAGAACGAUGCCCUCAACUUCGGCUUCCACAAGAUGAUCUGCCCGAGCGCAUAUCUCUUCGAAGCUUGGUUAUAAAGGACUGUCCUGGAGUUCGAGUCUUGCAAGAUAGGUUGCUCCCAGCCACACUCAAGUCCUUGGUGGUUGAUAGUUGUGAGGACCUAACAUUUUUGCGAUUAGCGCAGCAGAACCGAUAUGCAUUUGAGGAGCUACAACUUAUUAAUUGCCCUAAGCUCGAAUUGGUGGAAGAGCUGAAUUGCCUUUUCCUCACAAAAAUCUUAAGAAUAGAACGAUGCCCUCGACUCUGGCUUCCACAAGAUGAUCUACCUGAGUGCAUAUCUCUUCGAAGCUUGGUUAUAAAGGACUGUCCUGGAGUUCGAGUCUUGCAAGAUAGACGGCUCCCAUCCACGCUCAAGUCCUUGGUGGUUGAUAAUUGUGAGGAGAUAACAUUUUUUCAGUUGGCGCAGCAGAACCAAUAUGCACUUAAGGAGCUGCAGCUUGUUAAUUGUCCUAAGCUUGAACGGGUGGAAGGGUUGAAUUGCUUUUUUGUCACAAACAUCUUAAUAAUAGAACGAUGCCCUCGACUCCAGCUUCCACAUGAUAUUAUUCGAGAUUUUAACCGUGGGUGCUCAGUUAGGUCUUGGAGUAGUCAAAUCGUCCCUCCACUAAUUCACCCGCAAAGUGCCAACAGACGGCUCUCACGUAUGCCUUGUAGAGUGCAAAUUAUUGAUUGCCCUGGAUUGAGUAACUGGUGCCAAAUAAAAAGAAUCGAGUGCAUUCAGGUUGUUUCAGGCAAUAAGAUGACUAUGUCGAACACAUGGGAGAAAAUAAUGCAUUGGUUUGAUGAUUUGACAUCCGUUAAGCAUCUUUGCUUCAGUAAUUCUUGGGAACACUUUUGUCUAAGAGCCUCCAUACCCAGAGUUGAAGAGCUGACCAUAUGGGGUUGCACGCAAAUCCCACAACUACGGUGCCUACCGAAACUCGAAUCUUUUCGAAGCUUGGUUAUAAAGGACUGUCCUAAAGUCCGAGUCUUGCAAGAUAAGCAGCUCCCAUCCACGCUCGAGUCCUUGGUGGUUGAUAGUUGUGAGAACCUAACAUUUUUGUGGUUAGCGCAGCAGAACCGAUAUGUAUUUAAGGAGCUGCAACUUGUUAAUUGUCCUAAGCUCGAACAGGUGGAUGGGCUGAAUUGGCUUUCCUUCCCAAAAGUCUUAAGAAUAGAACGAUGCCUUCUUCCGCUUCCACAAGAUGAUCGACAACCAUCUAUUCCUCCACAUGUUGAAGAUCAGUUCUCAUCUAUGCCUUACAGAGUGAAAAUUGUUGAUUGUCCUAGAUUGAGUAAAUGGGUGCAAAUACAAAGAAUCAAGUGCAUUCAGGUCGCUUCAGGUAACAAGCUAACUAUAUCGAACACAUGGGAAAACAUAAUGCAUGAGUUUGAUGAUUUGACAUCCGUUGAGCAUCUUUGCUUCAGUAAUUCUUGGGAACUCUUUCUGGAAACAAACUCUAUACCCGUACUUGAAGAGCUGACCAUAUGGUGUUGCACGGACAUCCCACCACUACGGUGCCUGCCCAAGCUCACAUCUCUUCGAAGCUUGGUUAUAAAGGACUGUCCUGGAGUCCAAGUCUUGGAAGAUAAACUACUCCCAUCCACACUCCAGUCCUUAGUGGUUGAUAAUUGUGAAGACCUAACGUUUUUGCUGUUGGCGCAGCAGAACCGAGAUGCAUUUGAGGAGCUGCAACUUGUGAAUUGCGCCAAGCUCAUAUGGGUGGAAGGGUUGAAUUGCCUUUUCUUUCCAAAAAUCUUAAGAAUAGAACGAUGCCCUCAACUUUCGCUUCCACAAGAUGAUCGAGAAAAUAGAGGGCAAAGAAACAAUUGAUGAUAGAACACAAGAGAAACAAGUGUUGGAUAGUGUGAAGAUCGAGCAUGCUAAUAGUGCAAAACCAUCGGUAAAAAUGGUUACAAUUGGAGGAAAAAAGCUGAAGCUCGCAAUCUGGGACACUGCUGGACAAGAAAGGUUCAGAACUUUAACCAGCUCAUAUUACAGAGGAGCACAAGGGAUCAUCAUGGUUUAUGAUGUAACAUGAAGGGAAACAUUCACCAACCUGGCUGAUGUAUGGGCUAAGGAAAUAGACCUUUACUCAACUAAUCAAGAUUGCAUCAAAAUGCUUGUUGGUAACAAGGUUGAUAAGGAAAGUGAGAGAGUUGUCAGAAAGAAGGAGGGCAUUGACUUUGCUAGGGAAUAUGGUUGUCUGUUUUUAGAAUGUAGUGCAAAAACACGAGUCAAUGUGGAGCAAUGCUUUGAAGAGCUUGUCUUAAAGAUCUUAGAUACACCAAGCCUCUUGGCUGAGGGUUCGGCAGGUGUGAAGAACAACAUUUUUAAGCAGAAGCCACCACAAGCUGAUGCUUCUACUAGCAGCUGUUGUUGACUGUUCUCCUUUACCCAAGAUCGUACACUUCAGAUUUCUCGUGGCAGCAUUCCCGCUGAUGGCGAUACAGAUGGUGAUUGGUGGUGAUUUUGUCUUUACAUUGUUCAUGUGCGGUGUCCAGAGACAGGUUUUCAUUACAAUCUCUCCUCCACCUCCUUAGAUGUUUUUGAUUCUGAGAUGUUUCAGCUUGAUAGAUUGAAUUUGAGUUUGUAUUGUGACAUCCAAUCAACCAGAGAAGAGUGGGUGAGAAAGGAAAUAUAAGACUCAUGAUACAUAAACAACCGCACUUCAUAAUAAACUAAUCAGCAAGCAAACUAAUUAUUAUACAUAAACAAGAGGGUCGCUCAAAUGUGGGCUUGAGCUGACAAUGCAAUUUGAGCAAAAUGUUGGUUUUGUGAGAAUUAAGGGUGAACUGUAUGCUUUUCCUCAAAAAGAUGAAUUGUAUAUUUUGAACCAAUUGUACUUAUUAUUUACUAUUGACAGUUGUUUACUUGUGGCUGGAGUGAGUGAAAAUAUAAGCACACUUCUCUUCUAUCCUAAUUUUAGUGCUACUUGUUAUCUUAAUAAAGAGGAUAUUAUUCUGAUUUCUCAUGUACAAUCAUAUCAAGUUUGUGAAUAGUUUUCCCCCUCAUUGUUGAAUACAAAACAGUGGAUUCUGACUUACCGGCUAUAAAGGAUUGCUUUGGAGGAGGUAUUGUGCAUUUCUAAUGGUCGAUGGCCAGAACAAUGCUUCUGAAGUCUGUCGUGGUGGCAUUUAGUCAUGGUGGUUUGUCAUCCUUGCCUGAAGCUGAGCAAAUAUUGGUUUUGGAUACAAAUGCUUGCGUUUUUGAACGGAGAAUGGUGGGUGCAGUAUUGUUGACACUGGGUUUGGAGUUUGGAGGAGAUAUUCUCUCACAGCUUGAACUCAACCAGACUACCGUUCUUUGAUAUUGGUUUGGAGAUGUUUUGGAAUUUUCAGAUGCAAAUUAUGAUGGUGUUGCUUGAGAAGUGGAGUUAAGUUGGUUUCAUACAGUGACUAUCCCUUAUAACAACCUGAAUCUACAGGACGAUUUGGCCUUGGCUAACUGCCAGCCGUGCUGAAAUUUCUGCUUCGAGGGAAGCGUCGAGCCUGCGAGACUCUGGAUCAAAAUUUGAGGGAAAGGAACUGCCAUGCACUCUCCAAUUGUCUUCUUUGCGGCUGACAUGAUGAGACUGUGAGUGACCUCUCUUGUUGUUUCUCCAGAGCAAUCUGGGAAAAAAUUUUGUUUCCUCUCUCUUUUUUUUCCAGAGAACUAAGAGUUUUUUGUUAAGAUAAUUAAAAGGGACAGACAGUGUGUUGGGUUGGA
This is a messenger RNA of Phoenix dactylifera (date palm), 7381 nucleotides long. Lineage: Eukaryota; Viridiplantae; Streptophyta; Magnoliopsida; Arecales; Arecaceae. The record is from RefSeq and is a predicted model, not a curated record.